Molecule: messenger RNA, 1088 nt
Organism: Asterias rubens (European starfish)
Lineage: Eukaryota; Metazoa; Echinodermata; Asteroidea; Forcipulatida; Asteriidae
Product: thymidine kinase 2, mitochondrial-like
Exons: 6
Coding region: 131-997 (288 amino acids)
Cellular component (GO): mitochondrion; cytoplasm
Molecular function (GO): deoxynucleoside kinase activity
Source: RefSeq, a predicted model, not a curated record
AUGAGCGCGGGGUUUUCAAGCAGCUUUGUGUGUCAAUUGCAACGUUAUUUUUAAGCUCAACUCUUCCAUUUUAUCGUCUUAUUUUCAUCUAGAAUCGUGUAUAUUCAACAAAAAAGAGCACAACAGUAGUAUGCCAAAUUUAAAUCAGGAAAAUUUGGGGGUAGCAUCCCACAGGAGACAUGUCACAAACGUUAGAUUGACGACAGUCAACAACCAAAGCCGAACCGGCAAACCGGAUGAGAAUAAGGCCGCUCAUCGCGCCGUUGGCCCCCAUGAGCAAAGUCGGCCUGCACUGGUCGACAUCAGCUCGGUCCACAGUAACAAUGCCAUUGAAAACAUCAACCUUACACAGCAAAGACCAAAGACGAUCGUCAUUGAGGGCAACAUCGGAAGUGGAAAAUCGACGCUGCUGAAAUAUUUUGGUCAAAAGGAUGACAUUGAGGUGUUUCCAGAACCAGUUCAUAAAUGGAGGGAUAAUAAGGGACAGAAUAUGUUGGAUCUGUUAUACCAGGAUCCAAGUCGAUGGAGUUUUGCCUUUCAGUCAUAUGUACAGUUCACGAUGCUGCAGGUUCACCAAGCACAGCCUAGGCCUACAUCUAGAGUCAAGAUGAUGGAGAGAUCAAUACACAGUGGCAAAUACUGCUUCAUUGAAAAUCUCUACAAAAGUAAUAAGUUACAGACACCGGAAUACAAUGUACUGAGCGAGUGGUUUGAUUGGCUGCUAACAACAAAAGAUCUUCAUGUUGAUCACAUAGUGUACCUGCGUAGCACCCCAGAACAAUGUCAGAGGCGGAUUUGUGAGCGGAGUCGUAAGGAGGAGUCCGGAAUACCUCUGGAAUAUCUCAGAGAACUCCAUGAGAUGCAUGAGGAUUGGCUCAUCAGGAAGACAAAGUUUCAACUUCCAGCACCAGUACUGGUUCUUGAUGCGUCAAAGUCACUAGCGGAAAUGGAGCACCAAUUUAAGUAUCUUGAGGAUAAACUGGAACUUAAUGUAUGACACUUGUGUACACACUUAAAACCAAAGGUCUUAAAGGCAGUGGACACUUUUGGUAAUUACUCAAAUAAUUAUUAGUAUAAAACCUUUCUUG